AUGCCCGCCCUCAUCUCUCAAGAUAUCCCUUUCGCAACUCGUGACGAUCCUGCUGGGGUCGAAAGCGAGGUGCCCGAAUAUGACGUGGUCAUCUGCGGUGGUGAGUUGGCCUAGAUGACCUCGCGGGCAACAGCAUGAUAGUGCUGACUUUUGUCCUUCUGCGCAUCUACUACCCGACAUCCGCAGCGGGUCCCGUCGGUCUGAUCACUGCGUCGCAGAUGCUGCGUAGUGGCCUCACAGUGAAGAUCGUCGACAAAGCUGCCGAUUCUCUGGAUGUUGGUCGCGCUGAUGCCGUGCAGCCUCGCGUAUUGGAGAUUAUGAAGCAGCUCGGCCUGCUCAACGAGCUGCUAGCCACAGGUCCGCUCAUCGAUCAUACCAUCUUGUACAAGGAUGGAAAGUGUCUCGUUUUCCGACCCAGUCACGCCAGCCCGUCCGAGUUCCAGUACUUGCAGGUCAUCACACAGCCCGAGGUGGAGCGGCUGCUCAUCCGCGACAUUGCCCGCUUCGGGUGCUACGUCGACCGCAGCACCACGCUCGACCGCUACGUACUCGAGGGCGAGAAGGACCACACGGGCAAGUCGACCAUUUCCCUUGACUGGACCAACAUCGAGACAGGAGCGUCUGGCUCGUGCCGAGCUCGCUACCUCAUAGGCUCUGAUGGCGCGCACUCUGCCAUCCGCAAGAGCCUUUCCAUUCCUUUCGACGGCGUCACCACCAAUCUCGUCUGGCAGAUUGUCGACGCAGAGUGGGACACCAACUUUCCCCAUGCAUGGGUCUUUGGCUGCGUGCUCAGCAGCGAGCACGGCGGCGUUCUGAUCAUUCCGCGGGAGAACAAUAUGAGUAGACUGUACGUCCGGGUACUCCCUGGCGCCGACGGCAAAGCACCCGAUCCCAACGUGGAGAACGUUGACACGGCGAUGAAGCGCAUCAACGAUGUCUUUGCCCCCUACUACGUCAAGCCAAAAGGUCCGAUCGAAUGGUACACCAUGUGGAAGAUCAACGAGCGCGUCGCCCGGUCCUUUCACGAUGGGCAAGACGGACGUGUGUUCUUGGCCGGCGACUCGGCCCACUGUCACAGUGCGGCGGGCGCAUAUGGUCUGAACACUGGAUGCAUGGACAGUCACAACUUGUCCUGGAAGGUGAUCCUCGAUGCCAAGGGCAUCUCCAAACCUGCCAUCAUCGACUCGUACAGCGUCGAGCGCCGAGCGACCGCCAAGCGCAUCGUGCAGGCUUCCAGCUGCUUCUUGCGCUUCCUGUGCGGUGCGCGCGGUGCCGACACUUUCGCCAAGGAUUUUGCCAUCGCGGCCGGGGAGGAUCCUGCUUCAAUCGAAGCUCCGCAAUUCAUCCCGCAAGAAGGUGACCAGAGCAUGGAUCCCGAUCAAGCUUUCUUUUCUUGGUAUGCUCGCACAUACACGGGCCUGCUCACGGGCACGGACAUUUUGUACAAGCCCAGUACGCUCAAUAAGCCGUGGCAAAGCUCCGGCAUGGUGUCCAAGUACCAAGCUCUAGAUGUCAAGAGGGCGGACGUGAAUCUGAGCAGGAAGAUUCAGAAGAUGAAGUUUGACGAGAUGCAAGGAUUUGCAUCGGGCGAAUCUGACGCAGCUCGCACGGAGCGGGCGGAGCAGGCAAUCGCGUCGCCUCAAGCCUCGCCCAUGAUUGGCUACCGUACGCCGAACCCGAGAUUAUUCAACCCUCGCACUGGCGCCGUACAGAGGCUGUACGACUCAUUUGCCCCUCUUCCCUGCUUCAACAUCGUCCUUCUGGGCGGCGAUAUGUCUGGAUCCCUGGGACCAUUGGUGUGCGAUGCGCUCGACGCAUUUGCCAAGCAAGGAUCUUUCCGUACACGCUUCGCAAAUGCACAAGCAGGCCAAGCGAGAUUGAUGAAGAUGCACCUCAUUCUCGAUGCUCACAAUGUGCGCGACCGUGCGCUGUUGGAUGCGCUUGCCCUCCGCUUCAAGCAAGCGCUCUCCCACAACGCUACCGGCACCCACCAGGAGACGUCCAGCAAAGACGACGCCCAUCCUUUGCACCACUAUCUCGAAAUUCACCUAGACGAUCAGCCAGAUGAAGGCAGAGCCAGCAGCUUGUUCGGGACUGCAGCCGAGAAGACGUCGGACGCACCGCGGGAGCGUGCCUUUAUCGUCCGUCCGGACCUGUGGCUAGGCACCAAAUCCACCUUGGAAGAGUUCCAGCACUCUGCCGAGUCUUACUUUGCCGACUUGCUCCACCCUCAAAUCUGA
Molecule: messenger RNA, 2240 nt
Organism: Ceraceosorus bombacis
Lineage: Eukaryota; Fungi; Basidiomycota; Exobasidiomycetes; Ceraceosorales; Ceraceosoraceae
Source: the annotation of a GenBank genome assembly